Camellia sinensis is the source of this 1561-nucleotide messenger RNA. RefSeq lists its product as uncharacterized. Lineage: Eukaryota; Viridiplantae; Streptophyta; Magnoliopsida; Ericales; Theaceae. The record is from RefSeq and is a predicted model, not a curated record. Gene Ontology annotation, molecular function: cysteine-type endopeptidase activity. Gene Ontology annotation, biological process: regulation of catalytic activity.
ACCUCCCCAUUUUCGAGUUCGAGUUCUAGAGAGACAGAGAGAGAGAAAGAGAGAGAGAGCUCAUCACAAAAGUGUGAUGAAGAAGAUGCUGAAACUCAACAAUGGAGUCUCAGUCCAAAUGACACUGUCACUUUCUCUCUCUACAAUCCUCCUCCUCAUGAUGUGUGGCGGCGUUCGAGCUUGGACUGGUGAAAUCCAUGGCAGAGUCGUUUGUGACGUCUGUGGGGACUCUUCUAUUGGCCCUGAAGAUCACGCUUUAGAAGGUGCUGAGGUGGUUGUUCUUUGCAUAACAAAAUCUGGCGAAGUUCUAAAUUAUCAGGCAUUCACAAACUCUAAAGGGAUCUACACAGUGGCGGAGACGAUGCCAGAAAGUGACCGUUGGGAUGCAUGCCUGGCAAGACCUAUCAGCAGCUUCCACGAACACUGCGUUCAUCUGGGAGACGGCAAUUCCGGUGUGAAGUUUGGUUACAAUCACCCAUCGGAGAAGCAAGCAGAAGAAGAAGAAAACCCUAACAACCACGCUGAUCUGAUCAACACAUUCUGCGAGAUCGCUUCUGCGUCUCGAGAAGAAGCCCUUUUCUUCUUGGAAAGUCACAACUUCAACCUCGACGCCACCGCCUUUAUCCACUCAAGGUCCUCGCCUCCCCGUUUAUACAGUCAAUUCGAGGGAGGAAUGGCCGCGGCCCAGCUGUACGUUGCGAUUCUGCUACUUUUGGGGUUCAUCUCCACGUCUCAACUACAGGCUGUCGCAGUUGAACCGAUUUCCCAUCUAAAAUUGAACUCUAAGAUUCUUCAGGAGUCAAUUAUUAACCUGGUAAAUGGAAACCCCAGAGCUGGAUGGAAAGCUGAUAUGAGUCCUCGAUUCUCUAAUUACACUGUUGGCCAAUUUAAGCACCUUCUUGGAGUCAAACCAACACCACAGCAUGAUUUGAAGAAUGUUCCUGUUAUCACUCAUUCAAAAACAGUGAAGUUGCCGGAUCAAUUUGAUGCCAGAACAGCAUGGCCUCAAUGUAGCAGCAUUGGAAAAAUUCUCUCUCAGGGGCUCUUUUUCUCUCCUCCUUUGUUGUGUGAGACUGAUGAUGGGCAGCACAGCAGAGAUGCUCCACUACGAUGGUGGUGGGUCUUUGCCUCCACCCUUGCUUUCUUUCUGCCCGUGCACCCCCCGAGGGACAGCCACUGCUGUGUUGUUUUUGGAGAAGAGUCAGAAAACUUGCAUCGAAAUUCCUCUCUCACUUUACUUUUUCAAACCCACAGCUCCUUUUUCUUUCACCACAUGAUCCCCUUUCUUUUCUUUUCUUUAUUUUUCAUUUUCAAGCACACGAUCCUUUUUUUAAUCAACCCACUCAACUUUCUUUUAUUUUAAUAUAUAUCUAUAUAUAUCUAUGUUUAUUAUAAUAUAUUGCACCGACUCUGUCUACUUUUGCACAAACCCAUUUUCUUUUCUUCUUUUCUUUCUUUUUUAUUUCUUUCUUUUCAUUCCUUUAUUACAUCUAUACCCAUAUCCAUCAUCACACUCUUUAUUUAUUUAUUUCUUUUAAUCACCUUUUGCACCUCCCUCACC